AUGGCACUUCCAAAAUUACUAUCUCCAAGUUUCUGGAUUGAUAAAUGCCUAACACUAGUCUUGCAAUUGACAUUGGCAUUAUUAUUGCAAACGUUAUACGUUUUGAAAGGGGAAGAUGUUAUUUUGACCGACGUGAAAGUAACAGUUCGUAAAUCGAUAUCGUCUGACGACUCCAGAUCAAAAACAAACAGUCCUCCCAAGUCAACUAAACAAACUCAAAGUAAGCAAGACAACCUUAAGGCAGGUCCAACCUCUAAAAACAAUAAAACCACUGUUACUGCCACCAAAGCCACUUCCAAUUCUCAAGGAGAUUCAACACAUCCUCCUAAAGUACCAUCUGUAACAUCUAAAGAAUCAAAAAAAACUAUAGAAAAAGCUAUCGUCACUGGAACCUUGACUGAAUUAAAACCUGAUAAUCUCGAAAAACAAAUUCUAUUGGAAGGGAAUAAUGUUGCCACGCCUAUUGAAAAUGAAGCUGUCACGCCUAUUGAAAAUGAAAUUGUUAAAAUAAAUGAUGAUGAAUCUCCCAAAACAAUUUCAUUUGAAAAAAUUAUUGAGGAAAUCAAAGAAGACUCUGUAAAUGUUGAAGAAAUCAAAGAGGAAUCUGCAACUGUCGAAGAAAUCAAAGAGGAAUCCGCUACUGUUGAAGAAAUCAAAGAGGAAUCUGCAACUGUCGAAGAAAUCGAAGAGUCUGUAACUGUUGAAGAAAUCAAAGCGGAAUCUGCAACUGUCGAAGAAAUCAAAGAGGAAUCCGCAACUGUUGAAGAAAUCAAAGAGGAAUCCGCAACU
Messenger RNA from Ambispora gerdemannii, 789 nucleotides. NCBI's taxonomy places the organism in Eukaryota, Fungi, Glomeromycota, Glomeromycetes, Archaeosporales, Ambisporaceae. The record is from the annotation of a GenBank genome assembly.